AUGUUUCACCGUGCAUUAAGAAGUUCCUCGCUCCUCUUACCUCGUGUGGUCGCAGCUGCACCACUUCAAAUAGCCUGUGCAUCAGCCACGGCAUUGUCGCCAUCGAUCAGUCGUCUCUUUGUGAAUAACAAAAAGUGUAUUUAUGGAUUGGUUGUUCAGACUCACGUGUUCCUGCUGAGGAAAUUACUGGUCUUGCACCAGUAUGCUGUUGAAUAUCUUAAGGUGAAGGAUAUUAUUGUGUGUGGUCACUAUGGAUGCGGUGGUGUUCAUGCUGCUGUGGACAAUAAACACUUGGGGUUGCUUGACAAUUGGCUACGCAACAUUCGUGAUGUUGCCCGAAUCCAUAGCAAUGAGCUGCAGGAGAUUAGUGACCAUGAUCAACGUAUGCGGAGAAUGGUCGAGCUUAACACGAUCGAACAAUGCAUCAAUGUGUUCAAGAUUGGUCUGGUACAGCGUCAUCAAGUCAAGUACGGCUUUCCACGCAUCCACGGUCUUGUGUAUGACCUGAAGAAUGGUCAAUUGAACGAAAUGGACAUUGACUUUGACUCCUAUGUGCAAAAGUACCAAUCUAUCUACAAGCUGCACUCCUUUCCAGCUGAAGUCCCAAAGCAUCGAUCUCAGCUGCAAUGCAACAUGAUUCGAUCUCUCGCUGAGGGUCAUGACGAAGAGCCAGGUCGCGUGAGCGUCAAGUUCAUGAAGCGCGCUAUGUCCAAGGAGCCGAUUCUUUUCAGUGAGACAGAGAUAAACAGUGCAAUCACCAGGGCACAGGAAGACGAGACUGACGACAGUACUGUCGACAUCGAGAAGAUAGUUUCGUACUUCGACCAUUGA
Molecule: messenger RNA, 831 nt
Organism: Peronospora belbahrii
Lineage: Eukaryota; Oomycota; Peronosporomycetes; Peronosporales; Peronosporaceae
Source: the annotation of a GenBank genome assembly